Messenger RNA from Lactuca virosa, 527 nucleotides. Lineage: Eukaryota; Viridiplantae; Streptophyta; Magnoliopsida; Asterales; Asteraceae. The record is from the annotation of a GenBank genome assembly.
AUGGACGAGAAAUCUAAAGCUUCAUCAGAGAAGGAGGAAGAAGUCAUCAAGAAGAAGUACGGAGGCAUUGUGCCAAAAAAGCCCCCACUCAUUUCCAAGGAUCAUGAACGGGCUUAUUUUGAUUCAGCUGAUUGGGCUCUCGGAAAGCAAGGUGUAGAGAAGCCCAAAGGACCUCUCGAGGCACUUCGGCCUAAACUACAGCCAACUCAACAGCAAACAAGAUAUAGGAAAUCUCCUUGUGCACCAACAGAUGGAGAAGAUGGAAACAGUACGCCAGCCUCUGAUGAUGGUUCUAUGAAUGAAUGAGAAAGUGAUGUUGAAUGUUGAUCUUCUCUCUCCCUUUUUCAUUUCAUGAAACAAUAGCUACAAACAUAUUGUGAUACAAGUAUGCAACUUGCAUUCUUUUUUUUUUAAGUGUUUUUGUUUUUUUUUUGUUUUCUUUCUUUUCAACUUUAAUCCAUGUUUGAACUAGCUUUUCAUUGGGAUCUAUGAACUGUGCUGCUGUUAAAUGGCUCUUUUGCUUUAAC